Messenger RNA from Nilaparvata lugens (brown planthopper), 337 nucleotides. Its product is annotated as enoyl-CoA hydratase, mitochondrial-like. The annotation marks the transcript as partial. The record is from RefSeq and is a predicted model, not a curated record. Lineage: Eukaryota; Metazoa; Arthropoda; Insecta; Hemiptera; Delphacidae. The transcript has 2 exons.
CUCCGUCAUUGAGUUCAUAUUGACCGAGAAGAAAGGCGAGAAAUGCAACGUGGGCCUGAUCACCCUCAACCGCCCGAAAGCGUUGAAUGCCCUUUGCGACAAACUCGUGUCGGAACUGAGUCAAGCAGUCGAACAUUUCGAUAACGAUGACUCCGUUGGAGCUCUCGUCAUCACAGGAAGUGAAAAGGCGUUUGCUGCAGGUGCUGACAUCAAAGAAAUGCAGAGCCAGACAUUCUCAAGUAACGUGAAGAAAGGUCUUUUGAAAGAUUUCGAAAAGAUAAGAGGAUGCAGGAAACCUAUCAUUGCCGCUGUCAAUGGUUUUGCUGUAAGUGCAUUA